AUGAAUAAUUCAACUAAAGCAAAAAUCUCUGAUAAAAGAGAGAAGCCAUAUCACUGUGAUAUCUGUGCUAAAAUUUUAUUUAACCCUUCACCAAAACGUAUUCAUACAGGAGAGAAGCCAUAUCAUUGCGAUAUCUGUGGUAAAUCAUUCUCUCACAGUAGUCACUUGCCUAAACAUAAACGUAUUCAUACUGGGGAAAAACCAUAUCAUUGUGAUAUCUGUGGUGAGUCAUUCUCUGAAAUUGGCACUUUAACCGGACACCUACGUAUUCAUACAGGAGAGAAGCCAUACCAUUGUGAUAUCUGUGGUAAAUCAUUUUCCCAUAAUUCUACUUUAAACAAGCACAAACGUAUCCAUACAGGUGAGAAGCCAUAUCAUUGCGAUAUCUGUGGUCAAUCAUUCUCUGAAAAUAGCACUUUAACUAGACACCUACGUAUUCAUACAGGAGAGAAGCCAUAUCAUUGUAAUAUCUGUGGUAAAUCAUUCUCUUGCAGUAGUGACGUACCUAAACACAAA
Molecule: messenger RNA, 516 nt
Organism: Octopus sinensis (East Asian common octopus)
Lineage: Eukaryota; Metazoa; Mollusca; Cephalopoda; Octopoda; Octopodidae
Product: zinc finger protein 679-like
Exons: 3
Biological process (GO): regulation of transcription by RNA polymerase II
Molecular function (GO): DNA-binding transcription factor activity, RNA polymerase II-specific; RNA polymerase II cis-regulatory region sequence-specific DNA binding
Source: RefSeq, a predicted model, not a curated record